UAUAAAGGCUGAUCUCUGAAGACGUUGUCAGUCGUAUACAAUUGCAAAUCUAAGAGAAUUUCAAAUACAUAUUUGUUUACAGAUCAUCCAGUAUCAAGAAUCCAAAUGCCAGCAGGAGCGUUCCAUUAAUGGAGUUACAGAGUGUAUGAAAAUAGGAGAGGCAAAUUUGAAUCGAGUUCGAACGUUUUCAAAGACAUUGCGUUGGUACAUCAUUUCUUCUUUCGUAAAUGGCGGAGGGUGGAGUUGUUAAAAACGACCAGGUAUGCAUGGAAGUUCUCAACAACACUGCUGAAUAUAUCGGAAAUGAUUGGAAGAAAUUAGCAAGAAUGUUGGGCGUCGAAGAAACUGCCAUAGUAAAUAUUGAUAGUGAAUACCCACAAUUGUACGAGAAAGCAUAUCAAGUGCUUCAAAGAUGGCAUAAAAAACAGGGUUAUUCUGGAGGAAAGGAAAAACUCAUUGAAGCUUUACGGGAGAUUGGGAGAAACGAUUUGGCAGUCAAGAUAGAAAUACACCCAACUACACCAUCAACUGUAUUUCCACCAAUUGGUGGUGGUGAUAGUUAUGAAACAGCAUUACAAGAGAUGAGCAGAGCACUAAAUGAUACGUACAAGGACUGUAUGGGCAGCAUUAAGAAAGAUACACAACAUGAUCACCUGGUCUACGUACUCAAAGUCUUGCAUAACAUACAAGAUAUGAACAAGACAUUGAUGUCAACAGUAAAUCCUAGACAAGCAAAUUACGUCUAUUCAUAUGAAGAAUGCCGCACAAGGGAAGUCAACAUUGAUCAGUUGAUAAACCUUAUCAUUAAUUCAUUGUUUGGAAAGGAAAGAAGCCUGAACAUGCGAUCGAGAUGCGAUAUUCCUUUAAGAUGUAAACCUGUCAUAAUCAGUUAUGAAAAGGCCAUGGAAAAAUUGGGCCGAACUCUUGCAAGUAUAUUCGAAGACAGCAAACGCAAUAUUACUGCGAACACAGGAAAUGAUUUACUCAUUUUCUUGUUCAAAGUAACGAAACAUCUCAGAGAUAUGAAUAAAAUAUUAAUGUCGACUGCUAACCCUCACCGUGGACAAGAGAACGAAUUGUAUGAGGAACGAUGCAAGAGAGAGCAAAGUAUCGAAGAGAUGAUUAAUUUGAUUAUUGAAAGCUUGUCUUUUACGCCUGGAAAUGAAGAAGCUCCAAGUUCCUCCACGUUGUAAAAUUGUCAUCAAAAGAUAGAGAUGAUUAAUUUUACUACCAGUUAAAAUGUAGGACGAAUGAAUAGCUAUAUAACUAUGAAUGUAUAUACACAAAUAUAUAGACACUGUAUUUACUUUAAUAUAGCAACAUAUGUAACAUAUUGUAAACAAUGAACUAUUUAAAUCUGACUUGUAUUCAUAGAAUGUAUUUAUACAAAUUCAACUUCUAUAUAAUUAUUUUACAAGAAGCUGAAUAAAUCGUACAUAAUUCAA
This is a messenger RNA of Xenia sp. Carnegie-2017, 1445 nucleotides long. RefSeq lists its product as uncharacterized. Bases 228 to 1193 code for a protein of 321 amino acids. The record is from RefSeq and is a predicted model, not a curated record. Lineage: Eukaryota; Metazoa; Cnidaria; Anthozoa; Malacalcyonacea; Xeniidae. The transcript is spliced from 5 exons. Gene Ontology annotation, molecular function: protein binding. Gene Ontology annotation, biological process: signal transduction.